Molecule: messenger RNA, 1907 nt
Organism: Sus scrofa (pig)
Lineage: Eukaryota; Metazoa; Chordata; Mammalia; Artiodactyla; Suidae
Source: RefSeq, a predicted model, not a curated record
AUGUCGGAUUCAGAUCUCAGUAGGAAGUGGGACCGGUGCUUGGAGGAUGAGGUCGUGAAGAUAGGACGAAUGUGGCCACUGGCCUUGGGUUCUGGAAUGGGAUUGGGAAUGGCCUACUCCAACUGUCAGCAUGAUUUCCAGGCUCUGUAUCUACUACAUAGAAAACACGUCAAAGAGCAGGAGCAGUGACUCCUGCCCUCCCCCCCUCCCAAUGUCCUGGUAGGAGGGAAAGAGAAAUCCCUUUUAUUCAUCAGGAAUACUGAAGUACCCUGGAGUAAGCUGACAUUCCUCUGUAACAAUGUUGUCAGUAAUGCUUUCAAUUCCAUCACACUGUUUAUGUACUUGGAACCAAGUCUGUUUCUUGUUUUGUAUUUUCUCUCUGGAAAUUGCAAGGAGGUGGUCUUAAAAGAAAUAAACAAAAAUAGGCAGCCCCCCCCAAAGAAAAGCCGACUAUGCAGUACCAUGAAAUUGGAGUUUUUAGCAUUACAAUUGUCAAAAGAGGAUUCGCUGCCCUGAGGUUUUCUUUAAAUAGGCAUUUAAUGGAGGAUCUAGUUUACAAAAUCAAUUAAAUAACAACAACAACAACAAAAACUCCAGGAACUGAAAAUUUUAGAAAAUGCUGGCUUGCUAAACUCAAAACCUUAUUGCACCUCAGGAUUUUUUUUUUAAUGUGACCAUGAACUGGCCUAAAUAAAGAAAAAUACAUAAAUAUAUGUUAUGUUAUAUAUAUGUUUGCCUCCGUGUGUGUGUAUGUUUUUUUAGUAAGGGCCAUACUAGAAAAUUGAAACGUUCUUUUUAUGAAACCAAGUGUUCCUUGACCAACUUUCAGUCUUCAAAUUACACCUCACUUCCCAAGAACAUAUCUACUGGGUAAAGAGGGCACCUUUGCCCUUCCUACUGUGCUUUGAAAGCUUCCAUCCUCAGAAUUGCUAAUGGCAAAACAGGCAGCCUGUAGAGAAUCAAAGGACAAGCCUCUCUGGAUCUCCAGCCACUCUUUGAUUUUUUUCUUCUUAUGACUCGUUCUCUGUAACUCAAAGGUAAUACUGGGAACGGUCAUUAUUUUCCGUGUAGGCAAGAUGGCUGAGCUGUGGCUGGCUGAGUCAGGGAGGGCCUCUAUUAAGUGCCCCAUCUAUAGACAUAUACCCAAUCCUGAAAGCCUGCAUCCCGUAUUAUAGACACAUCUUCCCCUAUUCUUUGCUUUUGAGUUAUUCUUGCCCUUUAGCUGCCAACUCUAUGUAGAACACAGUAUCUAUAAUCCGUUCAGUUUUUUAAAUGAAUCAUAUACUUCCAGUGAGAUUUUUGGAAUGCUAUGAUGUUUCUGCUGACAUUACUUGAAGAUUAUCUGUUGAUAACUUUGAUAAUCAAUAAGUGGAUAAUAGUUUCCAUGCAUUCACCUGAACAGCAGGGUGUCAGGUGGAAUUAUGUCAAUCUUGGGACAGAAAAAAGGGAGUUGAGAUGGUUCUUGGUUAAGAUUAAUUUUAGCUAAAAAUAUAAUAGCUAUUGUAUUAUAUAUGUAUAUAUACUACAUAUGUAUAUAUACAAUAUAAUAUUUCAUGUUCACUAAACUGUUGCUAAAGUUACACUGUUUACAAAAUAGUCUCCCAGUUCGGGGACAUGGACAUAGUACCCACAGUGAAGUUGGUGGUUGUCCAGAAUAUUAGACAGCAAACAAAAUUGAGACUUGGCCCAAUUCCCUAACUCUACCAGUUUGAGCAGUUUGGAGGGUUUUCAUAUUCUAAAGUAGGUUUGCAGACAUGUUACUUGAUUGGCUAGUGUCUCGAACUGAUUGGCAGGUAUAAAAUAGCAAGUGCUGAUACUCAGGAAAACUUAUGGAGACUGUUUCUUAGAAAUCAAACUUUUCUAGAAGUGAUUAUUCUUUUCUGGGGGGUCUUUGAGCACUUUGAAAA